AUGGGGACUUGGGAGGUGGUGCACCAACCACCAGGAGUACCACUUGUGGACUCCAAGGUUGUGCUUCAGCUGAAGCUUGACACUGAUGGUGUGCCCAUUAAGCACAAGGCAGCCAUCUUAGCACUAGCAGUGCAGAACAACUGGGAGGUGCAUGCUCUGGACAUCACUAUGGCUUACUUGAACUCCACAUUAAAGGAAGCAAUCUACAUGAAGCCACCAGAAGGAUCAGGAGUAGCUCCUGGCCAGGUGUACAAGGUAGUCAAGGGUUUAUAUGGCCUAAAGCAGUCUGGGCAAGAAUGGAACCAGGAGUUCAACAGGUCUUUGCAAUGCUUGGGAUUCUUCCAGGUAGAGUGCACUCCCUGCAUCUACACCAAGGGACAGGGUGAAGAUAUGGCCAUUGUGGUCAUCUAUGUUGAUGAUACAUUAGUCAUAGCACCACGGCAGGAAACAGUCCUAAAGGUUAAGAAGCAGAUCAGCCAGAGAUGGAAGAUGGAAGAUAGUGGUGAGGUCUCUCACUUCCUUGGCAUCAAAAUCAGUCAAGACCAUGUGAUGCGCACCAUGACAAUUGGUCAGUCAGGGUACAUUGACCAAGUGCUGGUGAAGCACCUGGACAAAUGUACAAAGCUGAUCAUGGUUCCAAUGCAGAGCAUACUGGAGGGAACCAUUGUUGCAAGUGCAGUGCAACAGAAGGAGUAUCUGGUGAUUGUUGGCAAGCUGCUCUGGGUUGCCAACAGCACCUGGCCUGACCUUAGCCUCACUGUGGGAGUUCUCGCUAGACACAUGUGUGAACCAUCACAGGAGCAUUAUCAGUCAGCACAACAGGUCUUACACUACCUCGAAAGCACAAAGGAGGUUGGAUUGGUUUAUAGGGCAAAUGAGUUGCAAGAGCCACUGGUUGCACACAGUGAUGCAAACUGGGUGAGCAACACCACCAUACAGAGAAGGAGUACAUCAGGGUCAGUGGCAUUAGUGUAUGGGAACCCAGUAGCCUGGAAGUCAGUGAUGCAAAAAUGUGUAUCAUUGUCUGCUGUCAAGGUGGAGUUUGUUGCAGCCAUGGAAGCAACAUGUGAGGUGCUCUUCCUCAAGCAGUUGCUACACUCAAUUGGCAUUGCCACAGGCACCCCAAUGGUCUACUUGGACAACACUGGUUGCAUACAGGUUAGUAAGGACCCAGCACAGCACUGGAAGCUUAAGCACAUUGACACCAAGUAUCACUUCAUCCAUAACAAUGUCCAAGAGGGAAGGGUGCAGAUCAAGUAUGUGGACACCACAAGAAACUUGGCAGAUGUACUCACAAAGCCCAUUGGGAGACAAGCAAUGCAGCAAGCAAGAUCUGGGCUACACCUGCAAAUACCAGCAGUGGCAUACAAAACAGGGUCCCCAAGCUAUGUGACAGUAUUGAAGAAUGGAGGCCACUUCCUGAAACAACAGCAUAAUGAACAGGGUACAUAUGCUGUUUAG
Ustilago hordei is the source of this 1461-nucleotide messenger RNA. RefSeq lists its product as uncharacterized. NCBI's taxonomy places the organism in Eukaryota, Fungi, Basidiomycota, Ustilaginomycetes, Ustilaginales, Ustilaginaceae. Bases 1 to 1461 code for a protein of 486 amino acids. The record is from RefSeq and is a predicted model, not a curated record. The transcript is spliced from 2 exons.